CGAUGUCUAGACCGAAGGGCGUACCCAAUCCGCCUCAGAUCGAGGACCAUGGCGCGCCCCACCAAGCCCUUUACUCGCGCUCACAUCAACCUUGGCUACGCCCCAGACCACCCCGACGGCGUCAACACCCUCCCCGAGCUCAUCGACUUCAACGCCCGCCACAACCCCGACCAUGUCUUUGGCUUGCAGACCCGCGCCGGUGACGGCGUCCCCCCAUGCCAGAUUACCUUCAAGCAGCUACAGGAAGCUGUGGAACGGGCCUCUGCAUGGCUCGUCAAGAGCGGUGCAACUACUGGUCGUACCCGGCCAGAAGAGAAGGUACCUCCUGUAGGUAUCCUCCUUGGAAGCGACAUCACUAUCUACAUCUACAUUGCUGCCCUACUGAGGAUCGGCACUCCUGUCCUCUGCCUAUCGGCACGUCUGACUCCCGUAGCCAUCGCCCACCUCCUCAAAGCAACCUCCCCCUCCACGCUCCUCAUCAACGGCCAAGUCCAUCGCGCCGCAAAGGAAACCGCCUCCCUCCUCAAUUCCGAUGCCCAAUCCACCUCCACACCCAUCCCCGCCUUCCUCGACGCCAUCGGCUACGAGGACCUCCUGGACCCCGUCUCCCCCUCGCACGCGGGCGCGCCCGUUCCGCCUGUCUUCGCCGCAUACGACCGCACCGCGACCGACGCGAUCAUCAUGCACUCGAGCGGGACCACCGGGCUCCCGAAACCCAUCUACCACGCCACGGGCUAUGUGCUCAUCUACGCCGCGUGCCACCGUCUGCCCGAGCAGACGGAGCCUUGGGAAUUCAACGUCUCGACGCUCCCGCUGUACCACGGUUUCGGACUGCUCGCGCCGUCCCUCGCCCUAUCAAUCGGUAUGCCGUUCGUGUUGCCCCCAGCGACGGUUAUUCCUACUGCGCGCUCGACGCUAGCGGUGCUCAAGUCGACGGGCGCGAGGUCCAUGCUUUCUGUGCCUUCUAUCCUUGAAGACAUUUUGAAUUUGCCUGGUACGGACGGAUUGGACGCACUGAGGAAACUCGACUUCAUCGCUAUCGGUGGUGCACCAAUGAAGGAGCCUGUUGGCGAGGCCCUUGUCAAGCAAGGCGUCAAGUUGCUUAACCACUGGGGUGCCACCGAAAUCGGCGCCAUCGCCCCGAUCGAGAGAAUCCCGCCCGGCUACGACUGGCACUACCUCAUGCCGCGCACCGACAUCGGCCUCAAAUUCAUCCCGACCGUCGACAACCCCUCCUCCAGCACGCAGAGCUACCGACUCGUCGGGCAGGCGCCCGGGUGGACGCAGCCCUUUGUCGUGCAGGACCUCCUCGAGGCGCACCCGGUGCACCCGAACCAGGUGCGCAUCAUGGGCCGCUCGGACGACCUCAUCGUGCUCGCGACGGGCGAGAAGGUGCGCCCGACGGGCAUCGAGCGCGCGGUGGCCGAGCACCCGGACGUCAAGGACGUGCUCGCCUUCGGCGACGGCAUGUUCUCGCUCGGCCUCCUCGUCGAGGUCGGCGCGGGCCGCCGGGCGGGCGACGACCUCACCGAAGGCUCCGAGGCGCUCGAGCGGCUCCUCGCGGAGCUGGACGAGUACCUCGCCAAGGGCAACGAGAUGACGGACAAGCACGGGAAGGUCGCGCGCGAGAUGCUCGUCGUGACGCGCGAGGAGGAGAAGGCGCUCGUGCGCACGGACAAGGGCAGCCUCGCGCGCAAGGCGACGUUCGCCAAGUUCGAGCAGGAGAUCAAGCACUGCUACGAGCGCGCGGACGUGUCCAAGGCGGAGCCCUUCCCGCGCGAUGAGGCUGCGCUCAAGGACCGCGACUUCGACACGACGGACUUCUUCGAGGCGGGCAUGGACAGUCUGCAGGCGAGUCGGCUGCGCCGGGCUAUCGUUAACGCGCUGCGUGUCACGGCCGACCUUCCUAAACCGGUUGGUGAGCUCGCGCCGGACUUUGUCUUCGAGCGCUCCAGCGUCGAGAAGCUUUGGUCCGCAGUGUGCAGUAUCAUGAAGGGCACGUACGUUGAUGGGAAUGCUCGGGAGGCAUGCGCCAGAGCGAGUCGCUCUCAGAAGGACGACGGUGCUGUGGUGCUUCUCACGGGCUCAACGGGCAGCUUGGGAUGCAUGCUCGUCCAGCGGCUUGCCAAUGACCAGGGAGUCAAGAAAGUGAUUUGCCUCAACAGGCCGCAAGGUGGACUGGAGGCCAUGAAGAAGCGGCAGUUGAAAGCCUUGGAGAACAGGGGCGGCUCGUUGUCCCCGGAAGCCUGGAAAAAGGUCGUCCUGAGAGAAUCGGAGAUCAGCCGGCCGGACUUUGGUCUAAGUGAGGACGACUUUGCGGAGCUCCUCGAUGUGACUCACAUCAUCCACAACGCCUGGCCCGUCAACUUCAAUCGCAACCUGGAUUCCUUCGAGCCUCACGUGAAGGCCACUGUCAACUUGGUAAGGCUCUGCCUGCUCAGCACAGCGAAGUUUCCCUCGGUCGUGCCCAAGCGCCUACUCUUCGCCUCGUCGAUCGCUGUAGUCGGCCGGUAUCCUCUGCUACACCCUGAAGGUCCCUUCGAGGUUCCCGAAACCCCGCUCGAGGCUGUCAACACUGCUGAAUUCGGUUAUCCCGAAGCUAAGUGGGUGUGUGAGCAAGCGCUGCUCGCAGCCAAUGAGUUCUACGGCGCGGCUUCACCAGACGGCGAGGAUCCUCUUCUCCUAACCUCCAGCGUUCGCAUCGGCCAGAUGACUGGACCCGAGGGCUCGGGCGCCUGGAACGAGAGCGAGCACUUCCCUCUUAUCGUGCGGACUUCCCAAACCCUGCAGGCACUGCCUGAUCUGGACGGCUCCCUUUCCUGGAUGCCUGUCAACAGGGCGGCCUCUGCUGUUGCAGAGUUCCUGUUCUCAAAAGGCUUCCAACCCAUCUACCACAUGGAGAACCCGUCCCGCCAGUCAUGGUCCGGGCUGAUGUCCAUGCUCUCUUCCAUCCUAUCCAGUGACCCAUCCACCCCAUUGCCCAAGGUGCCUUUCGAGGAAUGGUUGAACCGGGUGAAGGCCCGUGGUGAUGAUCCCGAGUUCAACCCUGCAUACAAGAUCAUGAACUUCCUGGAGAAUGACUUCGUCAGGAUGGCGUCUGGACCCGUCAUUCUGUCCACGGCGCGUGCCAAACAGGACUCGCAGACGAUGGUGAGGAGUACCGCGAUUGAUGGGAGACAUCUGGAGGAAUAUGUCGCAUACUGGAAGCGUGUAGCAGCCUUGCAUUGA
Molecule: messenger RNA, 3228 nt
Organism: Gloeophyllum trabeum ATCC 11539
Lineage: Eukaryota; Fungi; Basidiomycota; Agaricomycetes; Gloeophyllales; Gloeophyllaceae
Product: acetyl-CoA synthetase-like protein
Exons: 6
Coding region: 49-3228 (1059 amino acids)
Source: RefSeq, a predicted model, not a curated record